Messenger RNA from Hemiscyllium ocellatum (epaulette shark), 8790 nucleotides. It is a transcript of the gene dlc1, whose product is annotated as DLC1 Rho GTPase activating protein. Gene Ontology annotation, biological process: signal transduction; actin cytoskeleton organization; regulation of Rho protein signal transduction. The record is from RefSeq and is a predicted model, not a curated record. The transcript has 18 exons. Gene Ontology annotation, cellular component: focal adhesion; membrane raft. Lineage: Eukaryota; Metazoa; Chordata; Chondrichthyes; Orectolobiformes; Hemiscylliidae. Gene Ontology annotation, molecular function: GTPase activator activity; lipid binding; protein binding. Bases 260 to 4810 code for a protein of 1516 amino acids.
CGUGUUUUAUGUCAGCACAAUUCUAAUAUCCUCAAGAUGGAGUUUGCCCUUGCGAAUUUACAUUGUUGGUGGUUAUCUAUUGCUCUGGAGGAUUCUCAGGAAAGAUUGUGCUAACAUGGCUUUGAUGAACAGAAAAUGCCAAGUGUUCUUUAUCAUGGAGAAAGUCAACGGCUCUUCCUGAGAGUGUUUUUCUCUCUCUCUGUGUCUCUCGCUCUCUCUGAUGUAUGUCUGGAAAAAUCAGUAACUGGAUUGUGAUGACAUGUCUUUAGUUAAUAAGAAAAGAAGCUGGGAAGAUCAUGUGACCAAUUGGCCUGGCUUUUCAUUUGAUUUUGUUGAUUCUGGUGCAGUCUGUUGUCAUGGGCUUGUGGCUCUUAAUCUAAAACUAAGCAUGGAAAGCGAUGAAAUAUCACAAACAGACAAGAAGAAAAGAUUUUCCAGUGUUUCUUUACCAGAAUCUUGCCAUAACUCUGAUCUGUCUGCCCUUCAAGCAAAGCAACUGUGUGAGCACAGAAGAGAGGUGGAUGAAAAUGAUAAUCUUGAAAGUGAUGAGUACAUUCUGUCAUUAGAAGCAAGUACAGAGACUCUAGUCCAUGUAUCAGAUGAAAACUCAGAUCUCAGUUGUGUGGAAGAUUAUGUCGCAGAAGAACAGCAGACCUCGGAGAAUGAAGGAGCACUUAUUGAAAAGUCACUAUUAGCAAAGAUUGAGCAAGUGACCAAGAAUACAUCUGAGAACUUUGGAAUAGAAAAUGACCCUGAUUAUGAUUCAGUCCCUGAUGAAGAGACAAAAGAUGAUGAGAAAACAUGUGAGUUUGAACAUCUGGAAUCUUCUGAGGAAUUAAAUCCAAGGAGAAACAUGGAUGGGAAUCCGGAUGUGAUUAUUCCAACAGAGGAUCUUCUCCAUACUGCAGUAAUUGCACAGCAGCGUAGGAAACAUGACAUGCUGAGAAAUGAAUUUGAUGGGGAUGUUACUGUGAAUAAGGCUGGACGUCUUGUCACAAAUGGUGAUGUACAAACGACAUCAAAGGAUACCCCUGUGAAUUGUAAAACAGCAUCUCAGAUGUGCUCAGAGGAAGGUUUGGAUCAAACAUUUCUGGAGGAAUUCAGUGCAGAUGUGGGAAAAACUGAAAAUUAUUCUGAUACGACAAAUACUAAUCUGAACAUUUCAAAGCAGAGCCCACAAAUAUUAAAUUUACAGGAAAGUACAAAUAACUAUAAUCCUGCAGAUAGUAUCAUAAAACUUCGAAAGAGAAAGGAAAUGAGGGAAGAUCGAGAUCGAGCACGGCUGGAUUCCAUGGUGCUGCUCAUUAUGAAACUGGACCAGCUUGACCAAGACAUUGAAAAUGCUCUCAGCGCAAACUCAUCUCCAUCCAGUACUCCAACUUUUAAGAGAAGACACAUUCCUGAGCUGGAAUCUGAUUCAGAGAAUGGAGCAGAUGUGAUUGCAAUCAGUCAAAAGCAGAAAGUUCAUCUUGUUCAUUCCCCACUUGGAGCCACAUCCCCCAUGGCAGGUCCGGGGGCGAAACCAAAGACUGGGGCAAUGUCGAUGAUAUCAGAAAAAGAGAAGGCUGAGAUUGAGGCCAAGGAGGCAUGUGAUUGGCUGCGGGCUGCAGGCUUUCCCCAGUAUGCCCAGCUAUAUGAAGAUUCAUUGUUCCCCAUUGACAUUUCAUCAGUGAAGAGGGACCAUGAUUUUCUGGAUCGAGAUGCAAUUGAAUCUCUUUGCAGGCGAUUGAACACACUUAACAAGUGUGCUGUGAUGAAACUAGAAAUCAGCCCACAGAGAAAAAGAAGUGAAGAUUCAGACGAAGAUGAGCCUUGUGCUAUCAGUGGACGAUGGACCUUCCAGCGGGAUAGUAAACGAUGGUCACGGGUGGAAGAAUUUGACGUUUUUCCACCAGUAGAGGUUACAAAUGGCAUCUCUGUUGAUGCCACUUUGCUGAAGAAUGCAAUGAGCCAUGAGAGUGUGCUAACUGAUCUGAGUGAACGGCAAGAAGUGGCAUCAAUUCACAGUGCCAGCAGUACAGAGAGCAAUGGGGCAAACAUCCGAAAGAACAUAGAGACCACAAGGACAAAUUCUGAGAUCGGUGUGAUUUCCUCAGGAAGCACGAUUAACGAUGUUGAAUCAUCUAGUACCCUCCCUUCACCAAAGGACAUCUCCAGUUUUACUUUCAGUGCAAAAACUGAAAGGAACACAAAAUCUAAAGCCAAGAGCUUCUUAAAGAGAAUGGAGAGCCUGCGCAUUAAAAGUUCUCACAGCAAAAAGAAACUUCCUUCAAAAAAUAACCUGGUCAUCAGUGGGCCCGUACUCCAGGAAGGCAUUGAUGAAGAAAAAUUGAAACGCUUGAACUGUAUUGAGAUAACUGCACUCAAUGGCAACCAUAUGAAUGCUUCAGUGAUACGAAGUCAAACUGUUUCUUAUUCAACACAAACAAGUAGCAGCAGCAGUCAGUCAGAGACAAGCAGUGCAGUCAGCACACCCAGCCCUAUCACCAGAACUCGUAGCCACAGCACUUGCAAUAAGCGAAGUGGCAUGUAUUUAGAAGGCUUUGAUCCUUUCAGUCAGUCAAUGCUGAAUGACACCAGACAACAAAACUUAAAGAAUCAGAAGGGUGUAGAAGAGGACAUCAUCUUCUAUAUACCAGAGGAUCACAAGCCAGGCACCUUUCCAAAAGCACUUUCAAAUGGCAACUCUUCCCCCCGAGACAGCACUUCUGUAAACUGGAGGAAUGGAAAUCUUCAUGGUCAUAGACACUGUAGCCUUACUCGGGAGAACAGUGCUGACAGCUCGAAGGAAUCUAGUUUCGGACGGAGACGAAACUCAUGCAGCUCUUCAGGCAGCUGUCUUAGUAUCUAUGACAAUGUGCCUGGGUCCCAUCUUUAUUCCAGUACUGGUGACCUGGCAGAUCUAGGCAAUGAGGAGGACAUUUUCCCAGAACUAGAUGACAUUCUACACCAUGUCAAUGGACUACAAAGGAUUGUAAACCAGUGGUCAGAAAAGCUCUCUGAUGAAGGGGAUUCAGACUCAGCAAUGGAUUCUAUUUCUCCCUGCCCAUCUUCCCCCAAACAAAUACACCUGGACAUUGAAAAUGGAAGGGUCUCCCCAAGUGAUAUUGACAGUACAGGGAACUCCAUCAUUGAGACAGAGGAUCAAUCAGUAAUCCGAGAAAGGAGGGACUCAGGUGUUGGUGCAUCACUGACAAGAUCUAACAGACGGCAGAGAUUUCGCUGGGGCAGUUUCCAGAUCUCACACAGACCAAGUUUGAAUUCAGCAUCCCUGCAAAUCAACAGCCAAUCUGUGGCCCAGAUGAACCUCCUUCAGAAAUUCUCUCUCCUGAAGCUCACCGCCCUCAUGGAGAAAUAUUCACCUUCUAAUAAGCAUGGAUUUAACUGGGCUGUUCCCAAGUUUAUGAAGAGGAUCAAGGCCCCAGACUACAAGGACAGAAAUGUUUUUGGGGUUCCUCUGCUGGUAAAUGUCCAGCGCUCAGGGCACCCGCUCCCUCAGAGCAUUCAACAAGCCAUGCGCUUCCUCCGCAAACAGUGUCUGGACCAGGUUGGAUUAUUCCGGAAAUCUGGAGUCAAGUCCCGGAUUCAAGCCUUGCGGCAGAUGAAUGAAACUUGCACAGACAGCGUAAACUAUGAAGGCCAGUCAGCAUAUGAUGUGGCAGAUAUGCUUAAACAGUAUUUUAGAGAUCUGCCUGAGCCACUGAUGACCAGCAAACUCUCAGAGACAUUUCUUCAAAUCUAUCAAUAUGUCCCAAAGGAUCAGCGUCUCCAAGCAAUCCAGGCUGGCAUCAUGCUGCUGCCUGAUGAGAAUCGUGAGGCCCUGCAGACACUUCUGUAUUUCCUGAGUGACGUCACCGCUGUCGUGGAAGAAAACCAGAUGACACCUACAAACCUGGCAGUGUGCCUGGCUCCUUCAUUGUUUCACCUCAAUACUCUCAAGAGAGAAAACUCAUCUCCCAGAGUGAUACAGAGGAAACAAAGUUUGGGAAAACCUGACCAGAAGGACCUGAAUGAAAAUUUGGCUGCUACGCAAGGUCUGGCCCACAUGAUCGCUGAGUGCAAGAAACUUUUCAAGAUCCCUGAGGAAAUGAUGAGCCACUGCCGUAAUUCUUACAUGGAGCAGGAUUUGCAGCCAGUUAGUUUGGAAGAGCUGGGCCAAACCAGCCAGGGUGAACCCUUGGCCUUCCAAACGUACCUGCAGAAUGACAUUGAUAGUCUCCUGAAGGAGGCAAAAGAUAAAUUCAAAGGCUGGGUCAGCUGUUCAACAUCAGAAUCAGCAGAACUUGCCUACAAGAAGGUAUGUGAUGGGCCACCUCUGAAAUUGUGGAAGGCUUGCAUUGAGAUUCCUGGUUCACCAGAGGAUGUUCUCUGGCGGAUAGUACGUGAUCGCCAACUCUGGGAUGAUGACCUUCUUAGUUCAAAGGUCAUUGAAAGUUUAAAUAGUCAAACGGACAUCUAUCAUUAUGUGCAAACUAGCAUGGCCCCACACCCGACCAGAGAUUAUGUGCUCAUAAGGACUUGGAGGACCAACUUGCCCAAGGGGUGCUGUGCAUUGGUGGCCACUUCGGUGGAGCACAAUGGGAUACCUGUAGUUGGAGGAGUCCGAGCUAAUGCUCUUACCUCACGAUAUCUAAUCGAACCCUGCGGGUCAGGAAAAUCUAAGCUCACCUACAUAUGUCGGAUAGACGCAAGGGGACGAAUGCCAGAGUGGUACAAUAAAGCAUUUGGACACUUGUGUGCAGUGGAAAUUGGUAGAAUACGAGACUCUUUUAAUAUUCCUGGCUCCGACAGACAAGAAAGCAAGCAUUAGGAAACAACUUCCAAUGAGCUUGCACCUUAACUCUGAAGCACAGGGCUGCGAAGAACAACCAUACCCUUCCAAGGAAACUGUGGUGGACCCAAAUUAAUACAUUUACAAUGGAGGCUUACACAGUCAGAUCUUUGGAAUUAUUUUAACUUUAGUAGAAUUCCUAAUUAUGACUGUAGUGAUAUAUUUUUAAAAAGCUGCUUGAUUCGAACAUGAUGGCUGUCAUAUAGGCCUUUACUGGAAUAGUGGGUGGGAGUAGUGGUCCUUAGAAAAAGUGAAGUGCAAAGAUGGAUUGUACUUGCUUGCUUAGGGGCUACAAUUGCUUCUAUGAAGCACCAAGCAUUUUGUGUAAUAUAUGUCAUGUGUGUAUAAAGAAUAACCUGGGGUGUGUUCACGUGAUUUGCUAUUUUUAUAUUUCAUUCUUUAUCUUCAUAGUUUAUGACCAAUUUUCCAGAGUUGUGUAUUUCUGUUGUGCUUGCUUGGUUCAGUUAUGGUACAUCUGGAGCAGUGUGUGUUUGAGCGGGUGUUUCUGAGGAGCUGAAAUGUGAGAGAAUGGGUAAGGGACAGUGUCUGGUACACUGCUUGUUUGGAAGGCACUGCCAUGGCAGAAUGAUGUCCAUCAACCUAAGAGUUUCUAGUGAAGUUAAGUUUGUCAAUAUAGUAUUUAAGUGAAAGACAAUGGAGACCACUUUACAGCCAUUUUUUUUUCCCACCAGAACUUGAUUUUUCCUCUUUGUGAAUUCCAAAAGAUUACCUCUUCUAUCUCCCAACAACACAAUCCAGUUUCUUCUGUCAGGGAUUAGAAGAGUGUUUGGUUGGAAUAACAUAGGAGCUUUGACAAUCCCGCUAAACUCACUUGACAACAUGGCGUGACUCCAGCUACGUUUUAAAUGGGGAAAGGCUGUUUUUUUUGUUAAGCGAUGUCUUUAUCCUUUGUUUUCCUCACUAGAUGAGGGCUUAUGAGGUCCUAAAACCUACAGGGACAAAAAUAUAUCUUUUGAAAAGUGGCAUUUAUUACCACAGAACAUGAAUAUAUACAACCGCAUUUGUAUAAUUGUUUUUAACAAUCAGUAUGGAGCUUGUCAAUAACAUUGCAAAACUGCUGCUGUCACAGAUUGAAAAGUUUUGUAUCCUUCAAAAGUGAUAUUAGAAAUUACCAUGAAACAAAAUUCUAGGGCAAAGGCUGUAAAAUAUAAGGGGUCUGAUGCUGUGGGGUUUUUUUAAAUGAAUCAUAGUUAUAUGUUAUGAACUGUUAACCUUUUCAUGUGCAGUCAUGCUACUUACAUGACUCAAACAAAAACGUUACUAAAAGGAGACAAGAAUUCGAAGCUUUUCAGGUUGCAUUCAUCAGGACUACAAUGCAAGAAACAAAUGUGAAAAUAAGGAAUCACCAAUUUAUGCAGCAUGAGAAAAGGGUGCUGAUGGGUUAGGCCAUCAUUGGCAUGGAGAUGUAACAAUAAAAGUCAACUGUCUAUACAAAGAAAGAACAAAGAAAAUUUAUAGCCCGGGAACAAGCCCUUCAGCCCUCCAAGACUGAGCCGAUCCAAAUCCACUGGCUAAACCUAUCGCCCAGUUCCAAAGCAUCCGUAUCCCUCUGUUCCCCACUUUACUCAAGCAUCUGUCCAGACACACCUUAAAUGAAUCAACCGUGCCUGCCUCUACUACCUCUGCUGCAACACAUUUGAGGCACCUACCACCCUUAAUUCUCAGACCAGGCAGGCAGAUUUUGAUUGGUGAGGGUGUUGCCAUAGGAAUGCAGCAAAUUGGCAGUCCCCAUGACCCCUUUUGUUCCCACUAUGAAAGAGGUGCAAUGCUUUAGAAAGUUCCUUCUACCUACAUAAAUUCAGGGUUCUGUUAUUAAAAGAUGCAGCUUCUCACAUGCAAAUACUGAAAUGGUUUCACAGUGAGUUGCUGCUCUUAUUUACUCUUUGUUUCCCUCUGAAGCAGAAAACUAUCUUUUUUUUGUUAUUUAUACUACAGGUGAUCAGAUUUUGCUGAAAAACUACAUGACAUCUAAAAUUCAAAGAUAACCAUAGUUUCCCCAAAAUGCUGAAACUCGCCCGUUUCCACUUGCAGUUGAUCUGCUAAAGUUUGCGCUCAGGUCAAAUUUCUUAAUUCUCAUGAUAGUGAUGCAUGUGCAUCUGGUGCACCACAAUUGGCAUCAGGUGGGACAUGCCAGGAUCUUCCUGGAAAUUGGCUGGAGGUGGCUAUCAUAGCAAGGGACCCACUCCAUAAAAGUGUGAGGUUGCAUAGUAAUCACUGUACUGAACCAGCAAUUCUGAUGUCAUGAGUUUGGACUCCUUACUGGCUAAAUUAUGAAAGGUGAACUUUUUUAACUCUUAAGAAUACUCAGGCUGGCACAAGGAGCAAAAUGACUGUGAAAGCUAUUGACCCAGCUUAAUCUUGAUUGACCCUUCCCAAAGUGAACUUGCCAUCUAGAAUGGGUACAGUUCAAAUUUGCCUCCAGUCCCACACUGGCCAACAAAUGCACCUUAUGCAACAAGUUCAAUCCACCAUUGUUUUGGCACAUUGAAAUAAAUGCAGCCAUAAAAAUGGUGCCCAUUGCCCAGGCAGAGCCCAAAUAGAUAAUAAAAGAAAUACUCAAAACUCUCUGUUGAAUUUUUGCAACCUGGGCAAAGGUUUUAGUCUGGACUUUUAGGUGGGCCCCACAGUGCUUCAACCAGUACACCUGAUCUGACUCACAUCAACUACCUGCCAGGUUUCAAAAAUGGUUGGGGGUUUACAAGCUCCCAAUGUUUGGAAUCCUUACAGUGGCUUCAUUCCCACAGGGUCCUCCCUGAAACCUUGGCAAAAGGAGGAAUCUCAUUCUCUGGCAAAUCCCUGCCAAUAAUUAUAUUGGAAUAUCUGCCAAAAUGGACCUGAUUUCCAGGACCCUUGUGUGAAUACAGCAUUUUACUAUUUUGCUUUGUUCAUUCACAAAUGUGAGUGUAGGAUCAGUGAGUUAAGGCAUGAAUGUUUUUGUGGGUUCACAAAUAUAAUAUCAUAUUUACAACUUGCCUCCUUCAAAACUGUUCCUCAGCAUGUGCUCGUGCUGUAAAUUGCAAAACACUACAAAUUGAUUUGUGGCUACAUCACAUAUGUGUGACAAAAUUCUAAGUAAUAUAGGCAAAGUUCUUUCCACAUGUGCGCUAUUGGGUGUAAAAUACUUUCUGUAACAGAACCAACAUUUCCAUCUAUUAUUUACUGGAGUGUGUUAUUUACCCGUUAUCAAAUAAUGUAUGUAAUAGUGUGUAAUUGGAAGAUCCCCAACACUGUUUAGUGAAAUUAUUCUAAUAUGCUAAAAAUAACUUUUAAGGUUAAAUUUCUAAUCUAUUUUUGUUUUAUUUGUUUUGUUUUCAUUCUCACCUGCCAAUCAUGAGGUUUUAUUAACAAUCAUGCUAAUUCCAAGUGGUCCUUGUAUAAAAGGUGGUCUUUCACACAGAUUUCACUGUAAGAUUAGUAUUUGUUUGAGGGUUUAAAUGGAAUGUAGUUAAUAGUAAAUACAAAACUGCUAUUGGGAACUCGAUGACCCUUUUUAAUAUGUGGGUGCUGGAGCCCUUUGUAAGCAGGAAAUCAAAGAAGGAUUUAUCUAAUAUGGUUUAAAAUAUUUACCUUUCAGUGUUAUGUAAAGAGCUUUUAGUGAAAUUUUGUGGCAAUAAGAACAAUUAUAUCAAUAAUUAUUUCAGUGUUAUCCCUUCACUUUAAACCGCUUACUUUCUCUGUGUUUGUUACAAAAGUUCAACUGGUAUUUGUAGAAUUUGGUGUCAUUGUAUAUACCAUUGUAUUGUAAACUUCUUUUCAUGUCUAGCUGCAUACUGCCAAAUAGGGAUAACGCAUGUUAUUAAUUAUUUAAAUAUUCACAUAUUUAUACCUCAAUUAUACUUUUUUGUACCUCUUUUUUAAAAAUUGUAAAUAUUUUACUCUCCAAAUGCUAAGACAUAAAGAACCAAGAAAGUGUUUAUAUCUUUGUAUGUCUGUACAGU